Messenger RNA from Fopius arisanus, 804 nucleotides. It is a transcript of the gene Bet1, whose product is annotated as blocked early in transport 1. The transcript is spliced from 3 exons. Gene Ontology annotation, molecular function: SNAP receptor activity. The coding region runs from base 253 to 600 and encodes 115 amino acids. Gene Ontology annotation, biological process: endoplasmic reticulum to Golgi vesicle-mediated transport; vesicle fusion with Golgi apparatus. The record is from RefSeq and is a predicted model, not a curated record. Gene Ontology annotation, cellular component: SNARE complex. NCBI's taxonomy places the organism in Eukaryota, Metazoa, Arthropoda, Insecta, Hymenoptera, Braconidae.
GACAGCUGGAGGAGCUGGAAUAAGUGAGAGGUUAGGAUAAGGUUUAUGUACUACACAAUAUUAAUCUGUGUUUAUACGUAUACAAAGAAUUGAUGAAGUUGGUGACGUGGAAUUCUUCGAGCUUGGAAAAUCUCGAAUCAGUUGACAGAGAGAACAACUAGACUUGCGAUAAAAGUGUCAAUAAAUCGAAAAAACACGAAUGAAUAUAUUUAUGGUCUACUGGUAGUUGUGAAACAGAAGGACUAAGGAAAAAUGAGGAGAUCACAUUCGGGUGAGCGGGCUGGUUACAGCUAUGAGCCUCUCCCUACAACUUCACGAAAUCUCCUCGAGGAUGAGAAUGAAAGACUGGAGGACGAACUCAAGGAUAAAAUUCACGCCCUCAAAAGCCUGUCGAUAGACAUUGGAACGGAGGUUAAAUAUCAAGAUAAAAUGCUCCGAGGCAUGGAUGACGAUUUUGAAAGGACUAGUGGUUCGCUUUCGUCUUCAGUCGCCCGAGUAAUUCGUAUGGCUAAAGCUGGCCAUAAUUACUACAUUCUUUAUUUAUUCCUAUUUUCUAUAUUCGUAUUUUUCAUCGUUUGGAUAGUUUUGAAGUUUAAGUGAACGGGUACUCGUGUACAAUAAGUCUUGAAGUGAUAAAUUAUUUCAUAUUACACUUUUACCAUUGUCUUUAGAUCGAAAUCGCAAUAUAAUGGGAAAUAAUUGUAUAUUAAUAUAUUAGAUAGAAUACACGAUCAACCGAAUGGAUUGAUAAGGUGUGGAGGACCUUUGUGUUUGUAUUUAAAUAAAAGAUAACAAAAAUUGAAA